AUGGUCGAGAAUGUAGAUGAAGUCUUCGAGAAUCAGAGAUACUUCGGGCCUGUCGGAUGGCAAGCACCUGGCUUGCUGGACCGGUCGGAUUGGACCGAUGCUGAGGGAAAGCCAGUCAAAGCAGAGCCUUUUCCAAACGAUCCCAGCACCGACUCUUGGGAUUUCGUGUUGGAUCAUAGCACCGACGCAGAGGGAUGGCUUUACGGCUCUGUGUUCAGGCGGCGCCACUUCUACGAGGUCCUCCCCAUGGACCCAGUGGCGUGGCCGCUGCUGCUGGCUGCCCACAGAGAGGUCCUCCGCACUUCCAUGGCCCAGAAGGCUGUGCUGAACCGCGUGGAUCCCAGCACCAUGCAGCCGCCUUGCGCGCAGGCAAGCUCCAGCCUCCUCCAGGAGCCAGGAAGCGAGCUUGGAGAGCAGGAUGUCCCUCAGACUCUGCUCCAGGCGCUGCUGUGUGGUGCCAUGCACUCUCGGGCUGCCUACGGCUACGCCAUGGCUGCCGGCCACGUGUCAUCCCUCCUCAAUUUUGCGCUGCUACAAACGGUGCAUCAGUUUGACUUCUGUGCAGCGGGCGGCGCGUCAGGCGAGGCAAACAAUGAGGCGGUGUCAAACCUGGCGGGUGUGAUGCCUGGCCAUUUGCUGAUGGCAGAGUGGAACAACAGCAUCGGCCGCCCCUGCCACUAUGUGGCUGCAGACCUCGCCAACCACUGCAUUGUUGUGGCAAUCAGGGGCUCCCUGGAAGUGGGCGACAUGCUUUCAGAUGUGACUGCGGUACCCAUGGAGAUGACCCUGAUGGGGGUGCAAGGCAAGGUGCAUGAGGGAAUGAUGUCUGCCGCUACAUUCGUGCAUUGCAAUACUGUGGAAGCUAUGGAGGCAGCUGCGCAGAGGUUUCCUGGCUGGCAUGUGCUGGUCACCGGCCACUCCUAUGGCGGAGGUCAUUCUACGUGCAUGAACCAGAAGUCAUUUGCAUUGCAAAACAGGUGGCGUGGCAGCUGCGCUGCGGUCUUCAGCCUGGAACUAGCCGAGAUGGUCACGCCCUUCACCACGUCUUUUGUGUACGGGGCGGACGUGGUGCCUCGGCUAAGUGCUGCGAGCGUGGAGGGCGCCUUUCUGGAGCUGGCCGCUGCAUCGCCCGUGCGUACUGCCGCUGCCAAAUUCGGCCGCCAGGUCACUUCCACACUGGAGGGCCUGAAGCGCUAUGCGCUCGGUCACCUGAUCCUGCCCCGCGAAUCUGAGGAGAUGCACAGCCAUGCCUUAUAA
This is a messenger RNA of Coccomyxa subellipsoidea C-169, 1257 nucleotides long. Its product is annotated as alpha/beta-hydrolase. The coding region runs from base 1 to 1257 and encodes 418 amino acids. Gene Ontology annotation, biological process: lipid metabolic process. The transcript is spliced from 10 exons. The record is from RefSeq and is a predicted model, not a curated record. Lineage: Eukaryota; Viridiplantae; Chlorophyta; Trebouxiophyceae; Coccomyxaceae.